AUGGUUGCCGGCGAUCUACCAGAAGAUUUAACGUCCAAUAUCCUCUCAAGGCUUCCAAUAAAAUCUCUUUUACAUUUCAGUUGCGUGCAUAAAACUUGGAAUUCUCUGUUGAAAUCAUCCUAUUUUAUCACCAGCCACUUUAAGAAUCCCAACAACAAAGACUAUGGUUUGAUCUUCGUCAAGUAUCAGGACCCUGAAAAACCCAGGUUCAGGUUGGUUACUUGUGACACCUAUGAUAUCCGUUUAGACCUUGGAUUACCCUCUAAAUCGUUGCGUUGGUGCUUCUACGUUGGUGGUUCCUGUAAUGGCUUGGUUUGUUUAUUUGAUGUUGGUCAUCUUCAACUUCAAGAAUACGAAGGAAAUCCAUUUGCUGAAUCUAGUGAGGGUCAAAGUGCACGUAUAGCUCGAUCAAAAGGAAAAGCGAAGAAACACCAUUAUGAUAUUUUUAGAGGUUCUUUAUCUUCAGGUGGAAGACCAAAUUCUAGUAACUUUGAGUAUAGUGAAUCAUAUGCUAGUACUCAAAGACAUUACUAUCCACCAGAUCAAUUUAAUUUUCGAUCUCCUUAUGGUUAUCCACCUCCAUAUGGUUAUUAUCCACCUCAAAUGUAUCCUUCACCUCCUUAA
Molecule: messenger RNA, 624 nt
Organism: Durio zibethinus
Lineage: Eukaryota; Viridiplantae; Streptophyta; Magnoliopsida; Malvales; Malvaceae
Source: RefSeq, a predicted model, not a curated record